UUGUGCUGUGUGUUUGCACACGUUUUUUAAACAAAUAUAUUCAUUCAGUGGAUAAGCAGACGAAGCAUAAGCAUCCUCUCUCAAUUUCUUGGAUGUGGGUUAAAAUAUUAAUACAGACGCUGUGAAGGAGGCCUCACCUGUUGGAUUUGACUUGGUUGACAGUAACGUUAGAAGUGGACCGUGAGGAGUGAACAAAAUCAUGGUCCCUUAUCUGUGAGAGACAGGUCAGGACAGGUCAGGCUACCCAUCAUCAUGUCCAGUCGAGAGUGUCCAGAUAGCCCAUUGCUGGAGGGUGAGGAAAGCAGAGGGGUGGAGAGAGAAUCGGACAGAGACAGUGCAGUAGACAGCGCUUCAGAGAUAUCAGAUGGAGGGAGAACUGGAGAAAAAGAGGAAGGGAUUGGGCUUUGCCUCCCAGGAGAAAAGUGUGAUCUGAUGCAUAAUCAUUCUGAGUUUUCUGAUCAGUCUGCACUUUCAUCUGCCUCGUUAAAUGAAGAGCAGUUUGAGGACUAUGGAGAAGGUGAGGAUGGAGACUGUACUACAAGUAGCCCCUGUCCAGAUGAUGAGAUUCACAUUAAUGGAUGCUCAGAUCUGGGGUCUUCAGUUUCCUCCAGUGCUGGUCAAACUCCUCGAAAGAUCCACCAUGUGGAUGACCAACUGGAGGUGUUUUGCUCUCAGUGUAGUAAGAGGGUCAGUCUUCUCAGUGACCUGGAGAACAGGCUGAAAAAUCUCAAAACCAGCAGCCCAAACAGAAAGAUCUCCAGUACUGCAUUUGGAAGGAAGCUUCUUCACAAUAGUAACAUCAGCAGUAGUAAUGGCAGCACAGAAGAUUUGUUUCAUGAUAGCAUUGACUCCUGUGAUCUAGACAUUACAGAGAAGGUAAGUUACUUAGACAAGAAAGUGACAGAGCUGGAAAAUGAGAUUCUGAUGAACGGGGAUGUAAAAACCAAGCUGAAACAGGAAAACAUUCAGUUGGUCCACAGGAUCCAUGAGCUAGAGGAGCAGCUUAAAGACCAGGAGACCAGAGCAGAGAAAAUCAUGGAGGAUGAGCUUAGGAGACACAGAGAGGCCUACAUUCGACUAGAGAAAGACAAAAGCACACAGAUAGAGCUGCUCAGAAACCGAUUACAUCAACUAGAGGACGAAAAUGGAAAGAUGGCAAUAAAUAUGAACAGACUAAAAUCUCAGACAGAGAAACUGGAUGAGGAGAAGCAGCGGAUGACUGAUAAGCUGGAGGACACAAGCCUGCGGUUGAAGGAUGAGAUGGACCUGUACAAGAAGAUGAUGGACAAGCUACGGCAGAAUAGAAAUGAAUUUCAAAGGGAAAGAGAUACCAUGCAGGAACUCAUCGAGGACCUUCGGCGAGAGCUGGAGCACCUUCAGUUAUACAAGCUGGAGGCAGAACGAGCGGGACGUGGCCGCAGACCUUCCAUUAGCCUAUCCGAAUACAGCAGCCGAACACGUGAGAGUGAGUUGGAACAGGAAGUCAGGAGACUCAAACAGGAGAACCAGAAACUGAGAGAACAGAAUGAAGAUCUAAAUGGUCAACUUCUCAGUCUGAGCCUCCAUGAGGCCAAGAACCUGUUUGCCACACAAACAAAAGCACAGUCUCUGGCUAUGGAGAUUGAUCAUGCAUCCCGUGACCAGUUAUUGGAAGCCCUCAAGCAACAAGAGGAGAUAAACCUCCGUCUCAGGCAAUACAUGGACAAGAUCAUUUUGUCAAUUUUGGACCACAAUCCAUCUAUUCUGGAAAUUAAAAACUAAAUUCUUGUUAUGAACUGUUUAGAAGCAGCCAUGGACAUAGAGCUCCUCCCAAGGAAGGAAAUGACCUCCAAUGCCUCUGAUUGCACAGUAACUACAAUGUGAUGGUGUUUGUGCACCUUUUCCACAUUACAAAAAUAAAAAUAUAGUAAUUAAAUAUUUCAAGCACUUUUAAAGGGCAUUUUUGCUGCUCAAGAGGGGGAUUUCACUCAACAUUAUGGUUAAUCAAUUGCACCAACUUGUAUAUCACUGUUUUAGCACUGGGUGUUCACAGAGUAUGUUUGCGUCGUAUGAAUCAUUGUAUGUUUGCACUGAGAUGUAAUGAGACGGUAUAACAAAAAAAAAAAAAAAAGAGAAAGAACCAUAUGAUUUUCAGAGUUGCUGUGUAUGAUGAAAGGAAAGAGAUUUUUAUAAGUGAACAUGCAGCUUUUGGUGAGAGAAGUAUUUUUUGACCAUCUUCCUAUUUUACGAUAUUUGAAGGAAAGAGGAAAUUAGAGAAAAAUACGAUCUGAUGGGUGAUCGGAACUGGUACUUGAUAACACUGCCUGUUGUAAGAGAAUUUGUUUUAGAGCAAUGCAAUGCCCAUUGUUAUGUUUGCAAUGUAAUGUUGAGAUGUUUGUUCUGAUAUUAUCUGGCCUUUAAAAAGCAGAAGACUGAAUGUGAACUGUCAUUGUGAUUGUACCAACCUAGUAGUAUUUCAGGUUAUUUACAGGCUUAAUAAUACUAAUAAUGCACUUGUCUGUUUAUCUGCUGAAUUGUUUUCAUAAUGGCCUUAAAGGGACUUGUUCUUCCAAACAGAAAUACAUUUAAUUAUUUCAGAUGCAACAUUCUCAUGGUUUUGUUUAAUAUGCAGAUCAUGAAUAAUUUAAAAGAAUGAAUAAACAUGCACAUCAGAUAAUGCCAGUCAACAAACAACAAACUUCUUGGUCCUCUUUGGAUAAGGGAUCAAGUCUUCCAUCGAUGGCAUAAUAAUAAAGGCCUUUUCUAAAUGCUUUGACUUCA
This is a messenger RNA of Danio aesculapii, 2760 nucleotides long. It is a transcript of the gene rab11fip4b, whose product is annotated as RAB11 family interacting protein 4 (class II) b. Gene Ontology annotation, cellular component: endocytic vesicle; recycling endosome membrane; midbody. Gene Ontology annotation, biological process: endocytic recycling; regulation of cytokinesis. The transcript has 13 exons. Bases 253 to 1761 code for a protein of 502 amino acids. NCBI's taxonomy places the organism in Eukaryota, Metazoa, Chordata, Actinopteri, Cypriniformes, Danionidae. The record is from RefSeq and is a predicted model, not a curated record.